This is a messenger RNA of Striga hermonthica, 1050 nucleotides long. NCBI's taxonomy places the organism in Eukaryota, Viridiplantae, Streptophyta, Magnoliopsida, Lamiales, Orobanchaceae. The record is from the annotation of a GenBank genome assembly.
AUGGGUGAAAGUAGUGAGAAAACAUUAACAACUUCCUUUAGCAGAGUAUCAGUUAGCAGGGAAUCCCGUUUUCCCCUCGAUGAUGAUGAUGAUGAUGAUCAGGCGGGUCAUCCUCGGCUGCUCGUAUCUCAUGGCCCAUACCUCAAAAAGCACGCGCUCUACAACAUAUCCAAAAACCAACACGUGGACUUGGACGUACCCGAGCUAGCCUCGAAGGAGGUGUUCUUCACCUCGUACGGCAACUGGGUCGUCCUCAUCGACUUAAUCAUCGAUUCACUACGCCCCGUACAAACUUGUGGUUUUUGUGUCCUUAACAUAACAUCCGGCGAGAAGAUUCGUAUCCCGCACAAGUGGCACGGCAGAGUUUUCCAGUGCAUCCUGUCCGGGCCCCCGACCGAGCCCGACUGCCACCUCAUCAUCCUCCCGGAGCCUAGAGUUAACCAUCUCUAUUACUGCCGGUUGGACGAUGGCCACUUCAUUGAGGCACGGUGGAAUUUCGUGUACAACUACAAUACCAAAAUUACCGCGCCGACUGCUGCUAGUUUUGGCGGGAAAACCUAUUUGUGGAAGGGAGACAGUUUGUUCGAGUUAGUGUUUCGUGGCGAUCGGAAGCUAGAUUUUGUCCCGCUCGUGCAUGUGGCUGUGGCGGAUGAGCUCUUCAGGUGGCCGGUGAAAGCCCGGCGCGUCGAGGACUUCAUAGUCCCGGUGGAAUAUGGGGAGAUACUUGUGGUUCGAGCGGUCUUCGAUAGGUACACGGACUUGUUCGAAAACGUGGCGUAUUUCAAGGUUUUCCGCAUAAUUAUGGGGAAUGGGAAUAAGGAGUGUGUGGAGGAGCUGACGAGCAUAGGAAAUCGUGCCCUUUUCUUGGGGAAGCACGGGAGCACGGCAUGUUUUGCAGACGGGUCCUCAUCAGGGGUUAGAAGGAACUCGAUAUAUUAUUAUUGGGACAAUCAGGAUAUAUUUGUGUAUGAUUUCGAGGACCGGAGCACGACACCACUCAGACCGUGCCCGCCGGUUAGGAGUGGAAUAUUCUCUUUGUGUUGGGUGUGA